This is a messenger RNA of Gekko japonicus, 1596 nucleotides long. Its product is annotated as dimethylaniline monooxygenase [N-oxide-forming] 1-like. Gene Ontology annotation, molecular function: N,N-dimethylaniline monooxygenase activity; NADP binding; flavin adenine dinucleotide binding. The record is from RefSeq and is a predicted model, not a curated record. The transcript has 8 exons. Bases 1 to 1596 code for a protein of 531 amino acids. Lineage: Eukaryota; Metazoa; Chordata; Lepidosauria; Squamata; Gekkonidae.
AUGGCCAAGAGAGUGGCUGUCGUCGGGGCCGGCGUGAGUGGGCUGGCCUGUACCAAAUGCUGCCUGGAUGAGGGUCUGGAGCCCACCUGCUUUGAGAGGACCGGUGACAUCGGGGGAGUGUGGCGAUUCACGGAGUAUGUGGAGGAGGGAAGACCCAGCACCUACAAAUCUAUGGUCAGCAACACUUGUAAGGAGAUGUCAGCCAUGACAGACUGUCCCUACCCAGAAGAUUUCCCAGUCUUUUUACCCAACGCUAGGCUCCUGGAAUAUCUGCGUCUGUACACAAAACACUUUGAUCUCCGGAAGUAUAUUCAGUUCCAGACUACAGUGAUCAGCAUAAAGAAGUGCCCUGACUUCUCCACCAGCGGCCAGUGGGAAGUCGUCACGGAGACGGAUGGGAAGCAGAAGUCGGCCAUCUUUGAUGCUGUGAUGGUUUGCAUUGGUUACCUCACUGAACCCUCCCUCCCCCUCGACUCUUUCCCCGGCAUCGACAAGUUUCAGGGGCAGUAUUUCCAUAGCCGGGAAUACAAAACCCCAGACAUAUUCGCAGGUAAAAAAGUCCUUGUGGUCGGCAUGGGGAAUUCGGGAGUCGAUAUUGCCGUGGAAGCCAGUCGCAUAGCAAAAAAGGCGAUGAUCAGCACGGGCAGAGGCGCUUGGGUGAUAAGCCGCGUGUUUGACGACGGCUACCCAUGGGACAUGGUGUUCCUCACUAGGUUUAUGAACAUUGUCCGGAAUGCCCUCCCCAGUCGCGUAACGGGCUGGCUGCUUGCAUCCCACUUGAACCAGCGGUUUAACCACGCGAACUAUGGGGUGGUCCCAAAGGAGAGGUCUGUGAUGAGAGAGCCGAUACUGAACGAUGAACUCCCCGGGUGCAUCAUCACCGGGAAGGUCACCAUCAGGCCCAGUGUGAAGGAGUUCAAAGAGAAUUCCGUUGUGUUCGAGGACGGUCAAGGUGAAGAGGAAGUGGAUGUUGUUGUCUUUGCCACUGGCUACAAAGCUUCUUUCCCUUUCAUCGAUGAGUCCAUCAUCAAGGUUGAGGACAAACACGCUUCCUUGUACAAAUACAUUUUCCCGCCUCAGCUGGAAAAGCCAACCCUGGCCAUCAUCGGCUUCCUCAGGCCAUUGGGGGCAGUCAUGCCAGUUGUGGAAACCCAAGCGCGCUGGGUCACCCGGGUCUUUAAGGGGUUAUGCAAGUUGCCUCCACUGAACGCCAUGAUAGGAGAGGUCAAUGAAAAGAAGAAAAACAUCACCUGGUUCGGCUUGUCCUACGAUGAGGUUCUGAAAACAGACUGCCUGACGUACAUGGACCAGGUGGCUUGCUCUAUCGGCAUCAAGCCCAGCAUACCUGCUCUACUGCUCAGUGAUCCAAAGCUGGCCAUGAAGAUCUUCUUUGGGCCUUGUUCUCCCUACCAGUACCGCCUGGUUGGACCAGGGAAGUGGGAUGGAGCCAGAGAUGCUAUCAUGAACCAGUGGGAGCGGACCCUGAAGCCCAUCAGAACCCGGGUGGUGGAAGACUCAUCCAGUUUCAUUGCAUACUUACUGAAAGCUCUGGCCUUCUUUGCGGUCUUUAUUGGGAUCCUCUACGGUUUGAAUUAG